Molecule: messenger RNA, 1136 nt
Organism: Dermatophagoides farinae (American house dust mite)
Lineage: Eukaryota; Metazoa; Arthropoda; Arachnida; Sarcoptiformes; Pyroglyphidae
Source: RefSeq, a predicted model, not a curated record
CACACAUGCGAUAUAAUAAAUCGUUAAAUGUCCAAAAAGAAAAGAAAUUUUUUUUUUGUUUAUUGAUAAUCAGAAAAAAAUAUCUUAAACUUUGAUUUCGUUACCAAUUAAGUGCGUUUUAGAGUGUCAACACAAUAAAAUCGAAUCGAUUAUAUAUUCAUUUUAAUUGAAUAUAACUCAGGCAGUGAUAUUGAGAACCAUGUGCACAAUUAAGGAUUCAUCAUCGAUUGAUGAAAAUGAUUUCACUUCAUUGGACACCAGCAGUUCAUGGGAUGAUCCAAUGGAAGUGACUAAACUAAUAUAUGAUCGUUAUAUACAACGAAAACAACUGAAUUCGUUGCAAUCCAAAACAAUGACAAUGGCGACGACAGAAACAACAACAACAACAACGGAUGAUUUUCAAAAAGAAAUUGUUGAAGAAUUACGAAAAUUAAAUCUGGCUUUAAAACAAAUUCAAAUGGCUGUCGAUGAUAUUCCGGCUAAAAUUGAACGAACAAUCAAAUCGUUUCAUGAUGAACAACAGCAACAACAGAAAAAUUCGAAUAUGAAUGAUGAUGAUGAUGAUAUGAUCAUGAAACGACGGUAAUUUCCGAUGAUAUUGAGAUAUUGGAUUACAUACGUAAUACCGAUAUGAUGGUGGCUACACAAUUGUUGAACAAUAAUGAUGAUGAUAAUAAUACCAACUGUGAUCAACCAAUUUAUUUGUCCUCAUCAUCAUCAACUUUAGAAAAUUAUUAUGAAAAUGAUUUCUAUCGUCAUUGGAGCCGACAUUUUCAUCGUCAAACUAAAUCAUCGUCGUUGUCGGCAUCAUCAUCAUUGUCAAAUGGAAUGUUCAAAUUAUCAUUGAAUGAUUAUAAUAAUGGUCGUACAUGGCUUUAUCAUUUGGAUCAUCCAUGUCCAAAAGCAAAUCAAUCGAUUAUGCCUUAUAGCCGUGAAUUGGAUCUAGAUUUCUGGCUAAUCAAUUGACCAAUUGAAAAAUUUUGGCUGAAUUUUUUUGUUAUUCAACAACAACAAAAAAAACGUCGUCUUCUAGGAAAUUUUUUUUGAAUCAAACCAAUUUAUUUUUGCUCCAAUUGAAACGCAGUAAUAAUGACCUUUUUCAAUUUUUAGGAAUUAUUUUAUCUGAUGAACAUACA